CGUCUUUUCUCUCAAAAAUCCAGCCUCUGCUCCUCAAUCAUCUCUCAAAAAUCCAGCCCCUGCUCCUCAAUCAUCUCCAUCUCCUUCUUUGCCCCUUCUGCAAUCAUCUCCAUCGCCUCCUCACCUCUUCACUCAAAAAGCUCACCAGUAAUGUCACCCCCUCUGCAAUCAUCUCCAUCUUCCCCUCCAAAGUGUUGGCAGUAUUUUUCAGCAUCCAUGGAGAACAUGAUUAUGAGCUUUAUCUUCCUUCCAAUGUUGUUAAUGCAAAGUUUCAUAACUGCUCUAGCCAUGUCUCAACCAAACUUGACCACAGACCAAUCUGCCCUUCUUGAAUUUAAAGCUCACAUUACUUCUGAUCCUCUUAAUAUCUUAUUCUCCAACUGGUCUUCUGUCACCCCAGUCUGUAACUGGUUUGGCGUUUCCUGCAGUGAUCUUCAUCAUAGAGUUACAUCCUUGGAUCUUUCAAACAUGAACCUCACUGGCAGCCUCCCUCCCCAGUUGGGAAACCUAUCUUUCCUUGUAUAUCUCAACUUGUGUAGAAACAGCUUCAAUGGUCAUUUGCCUCCAGAAGUAGGGAAGUUGCGGCGUUUGAGGUUCAUGGACUUGAGCUUCAAUUUUCUAGAUGGAAGCAUCCCAGAUGAGAUUUGGUUGCUUUUAAAGUUGGAGAUUUUUAAAGUAGGAAACAACCAGCUUACGGGAACUAUAUCAAAAAACAUUGGCAACUUAACUAAGCUAAGGACAAUAUAUAUUGGAGAUACGAAGAUAGGAGGGGAAAUACCACAGGAGAUAAGUAAUCUUCACAAUUUGGAGAAAUUUGCAGCUGGAAAUGCAACCUUCUCAGGUCUCAUUCCACCAAAAAUCUUCAAUAUCUCUUCCUUGAGAUGGAUUAAUCUCUACACAAAUAACCUUUCUGGCACCCUCCCUACUGACUUAUGCUACCAUCUACCAAAUCUUAAGCUACUUUAUUUGAAUAAGAAUCAAUUGAAUGGCUCAAUUCCUUCAAGUAUAGGCAGGUGCAAGAAGCUUCAGAAUUUGUCUCUAGCAAUUAAUAGAUUCACUGGAUACAUCCCUAGAAGCAUUGGGAACUUGACCGGACUUACUGAAAUAUAUCUUGGUAACAAUGACUUAGAAGGUGAAAUACCAGAGGAGUUAGGCAACUUACCCUUGAGGGUUUUAGAUAUGGGAAGCAACUUCUUGACUGGUUCCAUUCCUCCCAUAAUCUUCAACAUCUCAACCUUGGAAAUCAUUUCCUUAGCAAUGAAUAACCUUUCAGGCCAUCUUCCUUCAACUGUUGGACUUGGGCUUCCAAAGAUUACUGAGCUACAGCUGUAUCAAAAUAAACUCAGUGGCAUUUUUCCAAGUUCUAUCUCCAAUUCUUCCCUACUUACCAUUCUAGACCUCAGAUAUAACUUGUUUAGUGGCCCUUUCCCCAAUUCUUUUGGCCAUCUGAGAUUCCUCCAAAAGCUUCACUUGAUUGGAAACAUGUUCUUUGAAUUCUCCACUCCUAAAAGAAGCUUCCUCUCUUCAUUGACAAACUGCAGAUUUUUGACAUGCCUAUCCAUAUCGUCUAAUUCAUUCAAUGGUGUCCUUCCGGCUUCAAUUGGGAAUCUAUCUACAUCUCUUCGAUAUUUUGAAGCAAAUAAUUGCAAAAUCCAAGGAAAAAUUCCCAUAGAAAUUGGCAACUUGAGCAACUUGAUAUCUUUAAGUCUUUACGGUAAUGAAUUGAUUGGAUCAAUUCCUGUAACAAUUGGAAGAUUGCAACAACUCCAAGGUCUAUAUUUUUAUAGAAAUAGACUUCAAGGAGGAAUUCCUGAUGAUCUAUGUCAUUUAGAGAGAUUAUAUCAAUUGGAAUUAGAUUAUAAUCAGCUCAUUGGAUCCAUGCCAGAGUGCUUAGCCAAUUUGACUUUUUUAAGAUAUCUGAACUUAGGUUCCAACAACUUAAGUUCUACCAUACCCUCUACCUUUUGGAGUCUUAAAUAUAUCUUGGAAGUAAACUUAUCAUCAAAUUCAUUUAGUGGCUUUCUUCCAUUAGAUUUUGGAAACUUGAAGGUCUUGAUUAGCAUGGAUUUGUCUAGAAAUAAGCUAUCAGGCAAUUUACCUAGCACCAUUGGGGGCCUCAAAGAUAUGACUCAUCUUUCCUUAGCAGAAAAUGCAUUACAAGGUAGCAUUCCUCAAUCAUUUGGUGGGUUGGAAAGCUUGGAAUUCCUAGAUCUCUCUAACAACAUUCUCUCCGGGGUUAUUCCUAAGUCUUUGGAAAGACUCUCAUAUCUCAAAUUCUUCAAUUUAUCUUUCAAUAGACUUGAAGGAGAAAUCCCAAGUGGAGGAUCAUUUACAAACCUCUCAGCUCAAUCAUUCACGGGAAACACUGCCCUCUGUGGUUUACCAAGAUUUCAAGUAUCUCCAUGUAAAAGCAACCCAUCGUCUCAAUCUUGCAAAAAAUUCAUCCAUGUGCUAAGAUUUGUGUUGCCACUUAUAGCAGCUACCAUAUUGAUAAUGACCCUCCUCAUCAUCUUUACAAGACGAUACAAAUCAAAAGAAAAAUCCACAAAUGAAGAUGCUUUUCUAGAACCAACAAGAUGGAGGAGAAUUUCAUACCAAGAACUUCAACAGGCAACUAAUAGAUUCAACGAAAGAAACUUUCUUGGUAAAGGGAGUUUUGGAUCAGUAUACAGUGGGACACUUCAAGAUGGAAUGAACAUUGCAAUAAAAGUCUUCAAUCUACAAGUAGAGGAUGUACUCAAACGUUUUGACGCAGAAUGUGAAGUACUACGCAGUAUUCGCCACCGAAAUCUGAUCAAAAUCAUUAGCCGUUGUUGUAAUGAAGAUUUCAAAGCCUUGGUGCUCGAGUUCAUGCCUAAUGGAACCUUGGAGAGGUGGCUGUAUUCUGAUGUAUGUUGUCUGGACAUUCUCCAGAGAUUGUAUAUAAUGAAAGAUGUGGCAUCUGCUCUAGAAUAUCUCCACCAUGGACAUCCAAUUCCGAUUAUCCACUGUGAUUUGAAGCCUAGUAAUGUGUUGCUUGAUGAAGAUAUGGUUGCACAUGUAGGAGAUUUUGGCCUUGCCAAGCUUAUGGGGGCGGGGGAAUCUAUGAUGCAAACCAUGAGGAUUGCCACAAUCGGCUACAUGGCACCAGAGUAUGGAUCUUUGGGAAUGGUUUCUACCAAAGGUGACAUUUACAGUUAUGGCAUCUUACUUAUGGAGACAUUCACAAGGCGAAAACCUACUGAUGAAUUGUUCACUGGGGAGAUGAGCUUGAAGCUAUGGGUGAGAGAGUCACUGUCCUACUCAGUAACAAAAAUUGUAGAUGCCAAUUUGAUUAACAGAGAGGAGAAACAUUAUAAUGCCAAGAUAAAUUGUGUGACAUCCAUUAUGGAAUUGGCUUUGGAUUGUUGUGCAGAAUCACCCAGAGAAAGGCCAAACAUGAUGGACGUUGCAGCCAUGGUCAAGAAGAUCAAAGAAAAAUAUCUCAAGGAUAGUUAGUUUUUGAACAAAGAGAUGAAGGUCUGGAAAUGUUCAGAACUCAAGUUUCGUUGAACGAUAUUGCAUUUUUAUAUACAAAUAAAUAAUACUACUAAAAGCAUAAAACUGCAUCUUUGCGUUUGGAUAUCAGUUUCUUUAUUCACAACUCUUGCAAUUCAAAGAAAAUUCACCGUCAUAU
Molecule: messenger RNA, 3655 nt
Organism: Rubroshorea leprosula
Lineage: Eukaryota; Viridiplantae; Streptophyta; Magnoliopsida; Malvales; Dipterocarpaceae
Source: the annotation of a GenBank genome assembly